AUGCAUGUUAGAGGUUUUCUACCCAAUUUCUUAACCGUUCACCAAGUGGUUUCUGAGAAUCCUAUCGAAUUUAAGCCCUCUGACAAAGUAAAGAAUGAGAAUAAAGGUAUCACUAUCCCAGAGUUGAUUAAGAGGGAAGCCCCCGAGUUAGCUGAUGGUGCUACUGACACUCUAUACGGUUUGCUGGUGAACGGCCAUUUACAAACUGCAUAUGGCUCUGUUAGGCGCUUUGAAAAGAUAGAUAAAGUCGAAUAUAAAAGAAUGGUAAUCAAAUACCCACAUGGGGGGGAAGGGACUGUAGAUUUUGCUGUAAAGAAUACGAGCAUCAAAAAAACGAAAAAAAAAGAGAAGGAAUACAUGCCGGCGAACCAGCCGAUGUUUGAUAUGAACUUGAAACUAAAAUAUUCGUACUAUGCUCCUGACGAUCCCAAAUUGAAGUCUGCCGAUACGAAGCCUAUGCUUAUUCUUCUUCAUGGGUUAACAGGGGGCUCUAGAGAAAGCUAUGUAAGGGCUAUUGUUCAUGAAAUCACCACAAAAUAUGACUUCGAAGCAUGCGUGUUCAAUGCCAGAGGAUGUUGUUUCUCUGCGAUUACAACACCCCUAUUAUACAAUGGUGGUUGGACUAAUGAUAUUAGGUACUGUAUUAACGAUUUAAGGAAAAGAUUUCCUAAUAGGAAAUUUUAUAUGAUGGGAUUUUCCUUAGGAGCAUCUAUAAUGACGAAUUACUUAGGAGAAGAGUCAGAUCGUACCAAGAUCGAAUGCGCUAUUUCCAUGAGUAAUCCAUUCGAUUUGUUCCACUCUUCGUAUUUCAUUAAUAAUACGCCAAUGGGUUCACAUUUCUACUCGCCUGCAUUGGGCCAAAACUUGCUACGUAUGGUUCGAAACCAUAUUUCUGUCUUAGAAGAAAAUCCCAAUUUCAAAACUGUUCUUGAGCAAAAUUUGGAUAAAAUCCGCACGGUUAAGCAAUUCGACAAUUUGUUGACGGGACCAAUGUUUGGAUAUAAGAAUGCAGAAGAGUAUUAUAGAAAUGCUUCGUCAUAUAAGAGAAUACCGGGAAUUAGAACUCCAUUCGUAGCUGUGCAUGCUAUGGAUGACCCAAUUGUCGGUAGUGAUAAUCUUCCCAUUGGCCCAGUGAAAUCCAAUCCUUACACUCUGCUAAUAGAGACUUCAACUGGAGGCCACGUUGGAUGGUUCAAAGAUAGUUCCGGCAAAAGGUGGUAUACAGAGCCUGUAUGCAAGUUCUUAAAGGCAUUCCAUGAUGAAAUUACAGUAAAGGGGUUGAAACCUGACUUAGAUAAAGCGAAACUGCCAAAUCCUAAAUGUGAGCCUAUAGCCACAACUUUCUCCUCAAAAGCAGUUCAGUAA
Molecule: messenger RNA, 1365 nt
Organism: Saccharomyces eubayanus
Lineage: Eukaryota; Fungi; Ascomycota; Saccharomycetes; Saccharomycetales; Saccharomycetaceae
Gene: MGL2
Product: putative carboxylic ester hydrolase
Exons: 1
Coding region: 1-1365 (454 amino acids)
Biological process (GO): medium-chain fatty acid biosynthetic process; medium-chain fatty acid catabolic process
Molecular function (GO): acetylesterase activity; monoacylglycerol lipase activity
Source: RefSeq, a predicted model, not a curated record